AUGUCAGAAUACAACACAACCGACUUCACCAACCCCUCCACCUUCAUCCUGCUGGGCAUUCCUGGCCUGGAAGCAACCCAUGUUUGGAUCUCCAUCCCCUUCUGCACCGUGUACAUCAUAGCCAUCUUGGGGAACUUCACCAUCCUGUUCAUUGUGAAGAUGCAGCAGAGCCUCCAUGAGCCCAUGUUCUAUUUCCUCUGCAUGCUGACCGUCACUGACCUAGUCAUGCAUACAUCCAGCCUUCCCAAAAUGCUGAGCAUCUUCUGGUUCAAUACCAGGGAGAUCGAUUUCAGUGCCUGCCUCACCCAGAUGUAUUUCAUUCACUGCUUCUCAGUGAUAGAGUCUGGGAUCUUCGUGGCCAUGGCUUUUGAUCGCUACGUGGCCAUCUGCCAUCCCCUGAGACAUUCCACCAUCCUGACAAACUCCUUUGUGGCCAAGAUCGGCCUGGCCGUGGUGCUGCGUGGCAGCAUAGUCAUACUGCCCUUUCCCUUCCUAGCAAGGCAGUGGCCAUAUUGCAGAACCAACGUCAUCCCCCAGCUGUACUGCACACACAUAGCCGUGGUGAAGAUUGCCUGUGCCGACACCCACGUCAGUAGUUACUACGGCCUCUUUGUUCUAUUCUGUGUGAUGGAUCUGGAUGCGAUUUUUAUUGCUGUGUCCUAUAUCCAGAUCCUCAGGGCCAUCUUCAGCCUCCCCACAAGGGACGCCUGCCUCAAGACUUUGGGGACUUGCAUCUCCCACCUCUGUGUUAUCUUAGCUUUUUACAUCCCAGGUCUCUUCCUUUCCCUCAUGUACCGAUUUGCCCAGAAUGUGCCCCUGCAUUUCCACGUUCUCAUUGUCAACGUGUACCUCUUGCUGCCCCCCAUACUGAACCCCAUCAUCUAUGGGGUGAGGACCAAACAGAUCAGGGACAGGCUACUCUGUCUCUUUACUCAUAAAGGGACUUCAAGUUUUCUCCUGGUACUCUGGCUCUCAGACUGA
Molecule: messenger RNA, 981 nt
Organism: Gopherus flavomarginatus (Mexican gopher tortoise)
Lineage: Eukaryota; Metazoa; Chordata; Testudines; Testudinidae
Product: olfactory receptor 52M1-like
Exons: 1
Coding region: 1-981 (326 amino acids)
Biological process (GO): G protein-coupled receptor signaling pathway
Cellular component (GO): membrane
Molecular function (GO): G protein-coupled receptor activity; olfactory receptor activity
Source: RefSeq, a predicted model, not a curated record